AUGCAGACGAGAUCUUCGUCCUCUGCCUCGGCUGAACUGGUUCCUCCCGGAUUCCAGUUUCCGGCAAGCCACCGUCGCGAAGCUCAGCUACAGAUCGUGGACCCCAAUUGGUUUCGCGGCAAGCUUCCGCCGGGUUGGUCCGUCGUGAAUAAGUCCCGAUCAUUGUCUCCUACCAGCAACGGCAAAUCUGUUCAAAGACACUUGACUGGGGAAGUAGGUGACAGACGCUUGACUCGAGCAGUAGCCUUCUUCAAUGAUAAGACAAGGAAUCAUCGCAGUGUCGAAUAUGCCUCCAAGAGUUUCCGUUUGCCUAAAGGAUGGAAUGUUGAGGAGUAUCCGAGGAAAAACUCUUAUCAUGUUGAUAAGUAUUAUGUUGAGAGAAGAACAGGAAACCAUACCGAUCAACAGCCGCUUAUGCUUUUACAGUAUCACCGUGUCAACUCCAAAGAUUUCCAUUUACCUGAUGGAUGGAUCGUUGAGAAGAAACCUCGGAGAAAUUCCAACUUACAUUGGCCAGGAACGGGGAAUAAUUUCGGCUCCAUGGCUGCUGUUGAGAGAUACUUGAAAGCAACCGGGAACAGUACACUAGACUCUGUUUCCAUGGGGCGUUCGGAGCGGCUUUCUCUUACCGGAUUUCAGACCGAGGUUAUUGACCAAAACCCACCAGAGAGAGUGAAGUGGGUCCUUACCAGUCCAGACGGAAAUAUGUUUUCUGCCAACAUGAGCGGAUCAGAUGUCUCCAGCUCGGUUAAACAGAAAUGGUCCGAGGCGUUUGUGCCAGGACCGCUCUUAACCAAAAUCUGA
Molecule: messenger RNA, 804 nt
Organism: Arabis nemorensis
Lineage: Eukaryota; Viridiplantae; Streptophyta; Magnoliopsida; Brassicales; Brassicaceae
Source: the annotation of a GenBank genome assembly